Molecule: messenger RNA, 4724 nt
Organism: Vombatus ursinus (common wombat)
Lineage: Eukaryota; Metazoa; Chordata; Mammalia; Diprotodontia; Vombatidae
Product: zinc finger protein 436-like
Exons: 5
Coding region: 84-1895 (603 amino acids)
Biological process (GO): regulation of transcription by RNA polymerase II
Cellular component (GO): nucleus
Molecular function (GO): RNA polymerase II cis-regulatory region sequence-specific DNA binding; DNA-binding transcription activator activity, RNA polymerase II-specific
Source: RefSeq, a predicted model, not a curated record
CACUUCCGGCCCCGCCAUCGUCCGUCCGCUCGGGCCCGUCGCAGUUCUGGUUUUCUUUCCCACCCUGCCCAGGAGGCAAGGUGAUGGCAGCUCCAUUCGUGACGCUCAGGUCUCAGGAGGUGGUGACAUUUGAGGAUGUGGCAGUGUAUUUCACUGAGGAGGAAUGGGAUCGAUUACACCCUGGUCAGAGGACCCUCUACCGGGACGUGAUGCUGGAGAAUUACGUGAAUGUCACCUCGCUUGGGAUUCCCAUCUCCAAGCCCGAUGUGAUUUCCAAGCUGGAGCAAGGGGCAAUGCCAUGGAUCACAGACCUUCAAGGUGUGGCACAUGGAGAGGACCAGGCCACCUGGGCAGGUGAUGGCAUUAAGAUUGAGAAUGAGGAGGAGCCUAUUUCAAAGCCGGAAAUGUCUGAAGACGUUGCAUCACAAUGGACUUUGUUGGCAGGAUUCCCAUGGGCCAUUCCUCAGGGGUUUGACUUUGGAGAUGUCUCUGCAUGUGAAAACAGGUUAGAGAGGAAGCAAGGUGACCCAGGGAGUUGUACCCUAUCCCAGGAGAGAGGUUUCAGCAUUAUGGGUAUAAACCCCAACCAAGUCUCUAUAGAGCAGAGAGGCCAUGAAUAUAGUGAUUAUAGGAGAAACUGUGGUCUGAGCUUCCCUUUACAUAUGGGACUGACAGUACAGGAUUUCCCUGUUCCAUAUGAAGGAGCUCCCACAGGAGGGAGAACUCAGAGACAUGAUGAAUAUAACCACAACUUUAGCCUGAAUCCAGAGUCUGUAAGACAGAGAAUCCAUAGUAGAGUAAAGCGUUAUGAAUGUAACGAAUGUGGGAAUGCCUUUAGUAAGACCUCAUAUCUUAUUGUACAUCAAAGAUUUCAUAGUGGAGAGAAACCCUAUAAAUGUAAUGAAUGUGGGAAAGCCUUCAGUCAGACCUCAAACCUUAUUGUACAUCAGAGGAUUCAUAGCGGAGAGAAACCUUAUGAAUGUAAUGAAUGUGGCAGAGCCUUCACAGCAAGGUCAGGCCUGAAGCAGCACCAGAGAAUCCAUAGUGGAGAGAAACCCUACAAAUGUAAUGAAUGUGGGAAAGCCUUCAAAGAAACUGCACACCUCAUUCAACACCAGAGAAUUCAUAGUGGAGAGAAACCCUAUAAAUGUAAUGAUUGUGGGAAAGCCUUCAGUCAGAUUUCAUCCCUCAUUGGGCAUCAGAGAAUUCAUACUGGAGAGAAACCUUAUAAAUGCAAUGAAUGUGAAAAGAACUUUAGGUGUGCUUCACACCUCAUUCGACAUCAGAGAAUUCAUAGUGGAGAGGAACCUUAUAAGUGUAGUGAUUGUGGAAAAGCCUUCAAUAAGAUUUCAACCUUUAUUCUCCAUCAGAGAAUUCAUAGUGGAGAGAAACCCUAUAAAUGUAAUGAGUGUGGAAAAAUCUUCAAGGGUACUACCCAGCUUAUUCAACAUCAGAGAAUUCAUAGUGGAGAGAAGCCCUAUGAAUGUAAUGAAUGUGGGAAAGCUUUUACUCAGAUCUCAAACCUUAUUAUACAUCAGGGAAUUCACAGUGGAGAGAAACCAUACAAAUGUAAUGAAUGUGGGAAAGCGUUCAGACUGCGCUCACAUUUUAUUACCCAUCAGAGAGUUCAUACUGGAGAAAAACCCUAUGAAUGCAAUGAAUGUGGGAAAGCCUUCAGUCAGACCUCAAACCUAAUUGUACAUCAGAGGAUUCAUAGGGGAGAGAAACCUUGUAAAUGUAAUGAAUGUGGAAAAGCCUUCAGAUGGAGCUCAGAGCUCAUAUUACAUAAAAGAAUUCAUUUUGGAGAGAAACCAUAUAAAUAUGAUGAACACGAGAAAGCCUUCAAACAGAGCUCAGAGCUUAUUUCACAUGAGAAAAUCCACACUAAAGAGUAACACUCCAGGUCUAAUAAAUGUUAGGACAGCUUCAGUCACUCUUAUAGCUUUUCAAGCCCCCCAAAAUUCACGCUAUGGCUAGACUCCAUAUAUUAUUGUAAAAGUAUUGAAGGUGAGCUUAUGUGUUUAUCUAUGACUUGCUUUGUUUUACACCAAAACCAGUGUUACAUUGCUGAUUGGCCUUCAAUCAUGUCAAUUCAGAUUCAUGCCUUGCUGCUGCCACGCUAUAGUUGAGGCCCUCAGAGGCCAUCUGUCAUAAGCAAUUGCCUAUUAACUCAUCUUCCUGCCUCCAGGCUCUACUUUUUUUUUGUUGUUGUUAUUUACCUCUUUCCCGCCUAAGGCUUUUGGAUUAACUUUGCUAUAUCAUCACUUUGAUCAUGUCUUCUAGGACCCACAUUGUUGCUGGAUUGGCUAGGCCACCACCUAGCUGACACCACCCUGCCUACUCAACUUUAUUUCUGGUUACUUCCAAAUACAAAUGCUUCCCUCAGACUGAUUACAGCCUUGGUUAGGUCUACUGAGCUGGUGGUGCCCAGGGGUACUUUAGAGAGACGUUUAGAGACAGACAAAAUGUAUUGAGAGAAAGUUGAGAUCAAGGAUUGGAAAAGAAAAGGACCAUUGAGUUUGCUUUAAUCCAAGGACGGGGAAAAGCAGUAAUUUGCUUUUUCCCUCUAGUAAUAACAGCCACCAAUGAUAUAAUACUUUGAGCACUUUCAUGAAUAUUAUCUCUUGAAUUUUACAACAGCCCUGUGAGGUAGGGUUCUAGAGGUGUUAACUCAAUUUUGCAAAUGAAACACCCUGAUAGCUUGUGAUUUGCCCGUGGUCACAUAGCUAGUGUCAGGCAAGAGUCAAGUCUAAGUCUCUUUUUUGUGCUUUCUACCAGACUUUACUGUGGAGAGGAAAGAGAGUUCUUGACUUGAGCACCCCUUUCGGGUUCUAGACUAGAGGGUAGGCUGCCCAGAAGAACCAACAGGAGCCAAGGCGGGUAUUCCCCUCUUCUGUGUCCCCUCUAAGAACCUUCUGUUGUGCCAUAAGAAGCGUAGCUGAAUUUCAAGUCAAAGAGCAUGAGUUCUAAUCCUGGCAGUUAGCAAAUAACCUUUCAGCUCCAGGGCCUUACUUGGCCUAGAUGGCUUCCAAGGCCUCUUCUACUUCUAAAUUGAGAAGCCUAUGAUUCUAGAGCUUUUCUUUUCAUGUUCUUCCCAUUGAGGGCUCAUGGAAUCUGAACCUGUCUGGUUUGCUGAGUACUCGGAGUAGCUCCUGGCUCUAUGUGGCUAAGGCCCUUUGUGAUAUAAUUUAUGCUCCUAAUUUCCUCACUUAUCCAAUCCAACUUUGUGUCUUCCUUCUUGCAAAUCAGGGUGAUGCUGUUCCGUUCCAAACUGACUAAAUCCAGCCAUCAUAGCCUGUCAUAAAAUGCCUUUGAUAACCUGGCCCCUGUCUACCUCUGAAACCUUUUCUUCUGCUACUCCACAUAAGAGUAUGUCUAGAAGAGGGUGACCAGGAUGAUGAGAGGAGUAGGAAGUGUGUUACCUGAGUGCAGGUGUUUAGCCUGAAAAAUAUAGAAGAGUUGGGGGGGGGGGCAAGAUAGCUAUUUUCAAGUAUUUGAAGGGUUAUCUUGUGAAAGAGGGAUUUCACUCGUUCUGCCUAACCCUGAAGGACAGAACCAGAAGGAACAGGUAGACGUUGCAGAGGCAGAUUUGGCCUUAAUGUAAGGAAAAAGCUACCCAGCAGUGGGAGGGCAUCACCUCCGGGUGAUGGAUUUUCCUCAUUGGAGGCUUUCUCAGAGGGGAUUCUUGUCGAUUUACAUUUUGGCCUAGUGGCUUCUGAGUUCCCUGUUUCUGGGAUACUCCUCUAGACUCUCUAACCAAGCUGGCCUCCACUUGCUUCCCUCAGCAGAACUUAACCAUUCUUGCAGCAUGGUGUGGUGGAAAGAGCGCUGGUCUUGGAGGCCAAAGGCCUGGUUUCAAAUCCUAUCCACCUCCUAGCUUUGUAACAUUAGAUAAUUCACUUCACCUCUCAGCCUCAGUCUCCUCAUCUGUAAAAUAGGGAUUAGAAGAACCUGCCCUGUCUUAAUCAGGGAUUUUUUUGGAGCAUGUGAAAAUGCUUUGUAAACUUGAAAGCACGAUACAAAUGGAAGCUCUUUGAAUUCCUGCCUCUGUGCCUUUGCCCAUACCGUUUCUCUUACCUGAAAUGCCUUUUCCCUUUUAUUCAGCUCAUUUAGAUACUACCCUUCAAGGGUUAGCGCCUCCUCCAUUAAAUCUGCCCCAACUACUCCCACACUUAGUAUCCUCCUGAACUCCUGUGGCACCCACUGCAGACAAGCAGUAAGUCCUCUGUCACUGAAGGGCUUCAGGUUGAGUCUAGGUGACCGCUCAUCAGGGAUGUUGUAGGGACAGUUCCUGUUCACAUAUGGCUUAGACAAAGUGGCUCUUAACGGUUGUGAGAGUCUGUUGCUACUCUUGUUUGUGUUAUUUAUUUGGCACCUAACAUAUGCUACCUUGUAUUUUGGAUUUAUUAAUGUAUGUGCCCUGGCCCUGCCGCUUACUAGCCAUGUAACCUUGGGUAAAUAUUCUCUGAUCCUCGAUCUAUUUGUCUGUAAAAUGGAGAUAAUGCUACCUGCCCUGCCUGUCACUGGGUUGUUGUGAGGAUCUAUGUGAAAACAUCUUGUGACCUGUGAAGUGCUACCCAAAUGUAAGGUGGUGUUUGUAUUGUCUUUCCAACUUGACUGUACGCCCCACAAAGGCAAAGUAUCUGCUCUUAUCCCUUUCUAUAUCCCCAGGGUUUCGCACUGUGCCCCUCACACAGAUGCACAAUAAAUGUUUAAUGCCAGUG